This is a messenger RNA of Strigops habroptila (Kakapo), 1810 nucleotides long. Its product is annotated as all-trans-retinol 13,14-reductase-like. The transcript is spliced from 10 exons. The record is from RefSeq and is a predicted model, not a curated record. NCBI's taxonomy places the organism in Eukaryota, Metazoa, Chordata, Aves, Psittaciformes, Psittacidae. The coding region runs from base 10 to 1734 and encodes 574 amino acids.
UGUGUGUCCAUGUGUCGGUGUGUGCGUGUACUGGUGCCACGCAGCGCCACAGGGCUCAGCACACGCGUGUGUGCAGGGUUCAGCGCCCGGCGGGUGCCACCGGUGCUGGACGCUGUGGUCAUUGGCAGUGGCAUGGGGGGCUUGGCGGCCGUGGGCACCUUGGCCAAGGUGGGCAAGAGGGUGCUGGUGCUGGAGCAGCAUGACCAGGCUGGCGGGUGUUGCCACAGCUUCCAGGAGCGGGGCUGCGAGUUCGACGUGGGCAUCCACUACGUGGGGCAGAUGCACACAGGCAGCAUGCUGCGCGUGGCGCUGGACCAGCUCACGGACAGGCAGCUCUGCUGGCAGCGCCUGCCCGACCCCUAUGAUGAGGUAAUCCUGGGGCCUCGGUGUUACCAGCUCCGUGCUGGCAAAGCCGCCUUUGCCGCGGCACUGGAGGAGCAGUUCCCCACCGAGAAGGCGGCCAUCAGGGAGUUCAUGAGGCUCUCCAAGGUGGCCUCGCGGCACGUGGCGCUGCUGGCGGUGCUGAAGAUGGUGCCGCGCUGGUUGGCUGCGCUCCUGGUCCGCACCGGCCUCGUCUACUGGAUCUCACCCGUGUUCCGCAUGGCGGCCACCAGCCACAGCGAGGCCGUGGCACGGCUGACGGACAACUGUGACCUGCGCGCCCUGCUCAGCUGCCUCUUCUACGGCACGGCCCCACGGGACUCCAGCUUCCUGGUGAAUGUGCUGAUGGUUCACCACUACCAGCGCGGUGCCUGGUACCUGCGGGGGGGGGGCAGCGAGGUCGCCUUCCACGCCGUGCCCCUCAUCGAGCGGGCUGGGGGGGCCGUGCUCGUGCGCGCCCCCGUUACCCGCAUCCUCAUGUCCCCCAAUGGCGCUGCCAUGGGGGUGGCGGUGCAGAAAGGGCCCAGCGAGGAGGAGGAGGUGGAGAUCUUCGCCCCCAUCGUCAUAUCUGACGCUGGUAUCUUCAACACUUUCGGCAAGCUGCUGCCCCCCCAGCUCCGCAGCCACCCAGCUACCGUCUCCCGCCUGGCCAUGGUGCGGCACGGCAUGGGCUCCUUCCUGGUGUUCGUGGGGCUCUGGGGCAGCGCAGCUGAGCUGCGCCUGCCCCCCACCAACUUCUGGAUCUACCCCCACAACGACCUGGAUACCAUGAUGACCCAGUACACUGCCCUGAGUCGUGAUGACGUCCCCGAGAACCUGGCCAUGAUGUUCGCCACCUUCCCUGCCGCCAAGGACCCCACCUAUGAGCAGAGGCACCCAGGCCGGUCCUGCAUGACCAUCCUGACCAUGGCACGGUACGAGUGGUUCGAGGAGCGGGCCGGGACCCGCACCAAGCACCGCGGCGCCCAGUACCAGCAGUACAAGAUGAGCAUUGCCCAGCGGCUGCUGGAGCGGGCUCUGCAGCGCUUCCCUCACCUCCGUGAUAAGGUGGAGUUCGUGGAGGCAGCGUCCCCGCUCACCAACCAGCACUACCUGGGGGCUCCCCGUGGGGAGAUGUAUGGGGCCGAGCACGACGUAGCCCGCUUCAGUCCGGCUGUGGUGGCCACCAUGAGAGCCGAGACACCAGUGAAGAACCUCUACCUGACGGGGCAGGACGUGUUCAGCUGUGGGCUGGCAGGGGCCCUGCACGGGGGGCUCAUAUGCGCCUCCGCCGUCCUGGGCCGUCUGCUCUACGUGGACCUGCUGCUCCUCAAGAAGAGGAUCAAGAGGCGCCAGGGCCGGCAAACGGUGUGAUGGGAACAGCGCCUGGCUCAAUAAACCCCCAUGUCCCGCUGGGCUGGGCAUGGCUCUUGGGAUGGCGAUGGGACGG